CAUAUCGUUAAUUGUUCUAGAAGCUACGACAUGAGGAGUCCAUACAUCCUGAGAGUUAUUUAUUUUGCUUAUUUGGCAACUGCGAAAGCGACGUCUAACACGGCUGAUUCUGUGCCGGGAGAUACUGGUCCUGCGCUUAGCAUUAAGCAGUUUGUAAACACAACCGAUCCAAUAUGGACAUAUAAUUCAACAGAGAAUACAACAAUACUGUGCAAGGUAGACCAGAAGCAGGAGCUAACGGAGGAAAAUUAUUCAUUCAAUCGGUCGUACUACGUCGGUUAUCACAAUUGGACAACCUUAAACGGCAAAGGAACGUUUGAUUUAGGAAACACCACGAUAUUGAAUGUUCAGCUUCAAGAAUACAACUACACUGAGACAUUGUUAUACAGUGAUAAUUACAACACCUGUGCUAUCGUUCAUGUCACGCCAAUGAACAAUGGUGGGAAUUCGUGGUACGAACAUUUGGUGAAGAAUUCCUCAAUAACGAGGAGAAAGAACAAGAAUUGUACAAACUUCUUCAAGAACUUGACAAGGCAUGGGCGAAAAGUAUUUAGGCCACAGUGUCUGCAUAUGUUAAGGAUUGGUAACGCAACGUACAGCCGAUGGGAGCUUCACUAGACAAAAAUGACCAGCCUGGAUUCAUUGUAAAAACAAUAUGAAUAAAAUUUAGAUGAA
Molecule: messenger RNA, 675 nt
Organism: Rhipicephalus sanguineus (brown dog tick)
Lineage: Eukaryota; Metazoa; Arthropoda; Arachnida; Ixodida; Ixodidae
Exons: 5
Coding region: 31-618 (195 amino acids)
Source: RefSeq, a predicted model, not a curated record